Molecule: messenger RNA, 353 nt
Organism: Drosophila gunungcola (fruit fly)
Lineage: Eukaryota; Metazoa; Arthropoda; Insecta; Diptera; Drosophilidae
Product: metallothionein-2
Exons: 2
Coding region: 16-141 (41 amino acids)
Molecular function (GO): metal ion binding
Source: RefSeq, a predicted model, not a curated record
CAAAAAACCAACAGGAUGCCUUGCAAGGGAUGCGGAAACAACUGCCAGUGCUCAGCCGGAAAGUGCGGAGGAAACUGCGCCGGAAACAGCCAAUGCCAAUGCGCCGCCAAGACGGGAGCCAAAUGCUGCCAGGCCAAGUGAUUGGCGUCUACAUAAAGCAUUAUUUAUAUAGUUCUUAGUAGCUAAUCUCCGACUGAACCUGAAUAACACCCGUUGUAAUGUUAUAGUAAAUUUAAUUCUUAAUUAAUUGAAACCCCAGAGAACUGGAGGUUAAAAAAUAAACAAUCAAUCAAUAAUAUAGAAAGGUUUAUUAUUUAAAUUCACUAAAAUAAGAAACCAGUUUUGUUAAUUUA